Acomys russatus (golden spiny mouse) is the source of this 3056-nucleotide messenger RNA. RefSeq names its product cadherin related family member 3 (gene Cdhr3). The record is from RefSeq and is a predicted model, not a curated record. Gene Ontology annotation, molecular function: calcium ion binding. Gene Ontology annotation, cellular component: membrane; cell-cell junction. Gene Ontology annotation, biological process: homophilic cell-cell adhesion. NCBI's taxonomy places the organism in Eukaryota, Metazoa, Chordata, Mammalia, Rodentia, Muridae.
AUGUUCGUCAGCUUUGUAAAAUCUGAUGAUGUCAAUUGGAAGCAACCUUCCAGCAUCUCCUGGGUGAACGUUGUCUCCAUGAAGCCUGGCUUUGAAGCUAGAAUCCAGACUCUUGUUUCCCAGGGCGACCCCAUGUGCAACCUGCUACUGAAGGUGGGGCUUUCCCGGCGGAAGCUACUGAACAGCUAUCUGAUUAGCAGUGCUGUUCGUCACAAGCAGGGCAGCGUGCUGGACAGAGAAGGCUACUGCCAUCAUUUCGUGUGCCUGCUGGCAGCCACGCUGAGCCACAGAGGCAUCGAGGGAUGUGCUGCAGCUAACAUCACCCUCAAGCGCCAGACCAAGAAGAGAGGGGGAGGAGAAGCAUUCCACCUGAUCCACUUGCCUGCCACGAGCAACGUGGCAGAAAAUGCUCCACCUGCCACUUUGGUGCACGAGUUUUCUGUGAAUUUAUCAGUAUCACUGUCGCCGGUGAUCACAGGAUUUCCCAUGGUAAUCAACCCAAGACCCUUCACGGAAGCCUUCAGGGUGAACCGACUGUCAGCAACCAACUUUGAGGUUGUCACCACUGGUAAGGAACAACUAGAUUUUGAAACAGGACCAAGAACAUUUGAUUUGCAGAUUUAUGUGAAGGAUGAUGUUGGUGUCACAGACUUGCAGGUCCUGACUGUUCAGGUGACAGAUGUGAACGAGCCGCCACAGUUUCAAGGCAACUUGGCACAAGGUUUAAACCUCUAUGUAGUAGAAAGAUCAAACCCUGGAUUCAUUUACCAAGUGGAGGCCUUUGACCCUGAAGACACAAGGCGGAACACAGCCCUCAGGUAUUUCCUCAUUUCUCCCUCAACAAACUUCAGAAUGUCUGCUAAUGGCACCCUCUUCUCCACCACGGAACUGGAUUUUGAAGCAGGGCACAAGAGCUUCCACCUCCUUGUGGGAGUAAGAGACAGUGGGGACCUCGAAGCCUCCACAGCACUCCAGGUGACCAUUGUGAACAUCAAUGAUGAGAUCCCAUGCUUUACCAGUCCGAGGAGAGUGUACUCCAUCCCAGAGGAAGUGCGUCCGGGAACCAUGGUGGCGAACAUCACAGCAGUGGAUCCCGAUGAUGAGAGCUUUCCUGGUCGCCUCCUCUACAGCAUCACUACCAUCAGCAGCUUUUUUGUGAUAGAUCAGUUGACAGGGACGAUCCAAGUGGCCCGAAGGUUAGAUCGAGAUGCAGGAGAGCUGAGACAGAACCCCAUUGUUUCCCUGGAAGUUCUGGUGAGGGACAGACCCUCUGGGGGCCAGGAGAACCGCAUCCAGAUAACCAUCAUCGUGGAAGACAUCAAUGACAACCCCGCAACAUGCAGAAAGUUCACCUUCAGCAUUAUGUUGCCUGAAAGAGCAGCCAACGGGACGUUGCUUUUGGACCUGAGCAAGUUCUGCUUUGAUGAUGACAGCGAAGCUCCAAACAACAAAUUCAACUUCACCACGCCAUCUGGAGUGGGGAGCAGCCACAGAUUUUCACAGCAUCCAGCUGGCUCUGGGAGAAUUGUGUUGAUUGGUGAUCUAGAUUAUGAAAAUCCAAGCAACCUUGCAUCUGGCAACAAGUACAGUGUGAUGAUCCAGGUGCAGGAUGCCGCCCCUCCAUACUAUAAAAAUAACAUCUACAUUUCUAUUCUAACAAGCCCAGAAAACGAAUUUCCUCUCCUCUUUGAUAGACCUUCCUACAUGUUUGAUGUGGCAGAAACAAGACCAGGCAGAACCCGGGUUGGGCAGGUGAGAGCCACUGACGCAGAUUUUCCCCAGAGGCAAGUGGUGUAUUCCAUAUCCAGAGGAGGGGCCAGCCUCCAGUACCCAAACAUAUUUUGGAUUAAUCCCAAGACUGGAGAACUUCAACUAGUAACCAAAGCAGACCAUGAAACCACUCCUGUCUACGUUCUCACAGUCGAGGCCACCAACGGCGAGGACUGGAACGCAGUCACUGUCACUGUGAACGUCAUUGCCGAGAAUGAUGAAAAGCCAGUAUGUACCCCAAAUUUUCACUUCAUGGUCAUCCCAGUGGAUCUAAAAGUUGGCACAAACAUUCAGAAUUUCAAGCUGACGUGCACUGACCUUGAUUCUAGCCCUGGCUCUUUCCGCUACUCCAUUGGCUCAGGCAACAUCAACAGUCAUUUCACCUUCUCUCCCAAUGCUGGCUCCAACGUAUCACGCCUGCUGCUUGCAUCUCACUUUGACUAUAGCAGCCUUGAUGAGAUCAGGGACUACCAGCUGCUCGUCUACAUUACUGAUGACAACUUGCUGUCUGGCAGAACAAAAGCUGAGGCUCAUGUUGAAACAGGGACAGUGACACUGAGUGUUAAAGUCAUUCCUCACCCAACCACGAUCAUCACCACAACUCCCAGGCCCAGGAUCACCUACCACAUCCUCAGGGAAAACAUAUACUCGCCAUCAGCCUGGUAUGUGCCGUUCACCGUCACUCUGGGCUCCAUGGUGUUUGUGGGUCUUCUGGGGUUCCUGAUGGUCCAGCUGGUCAAAGCCAUCUAUAGACAUUGCUCCUCCACUACCAGGAAGGACAAGAAACCUCAGACAAAGAAAGGAGACAUGAAGAAUGUGAAGAGGACUGUGGUGGUGAGUGAAUCUAUCCAGAUGGACACUCUCUUUGAUGGAGAAGCCGUAGACCCAGUGACUGGAGAAAUAUAUGAAUUCAACUCAAAAACUGGUGCCAGAAAGUGGAAAGGCCCAAUAACCCAGCUGCCCAAUUGGCCGGAGCUCAGUCCCCAGCACAGAGGCACAGGUGGAGAUGGGACUGUCCCUAAACACACAGGAAAAUAACAGGUGUGUUAUUUGCCAGCCCCCUCAUGAGGGGCAGGGCAAGCCCGUGUGUGUGCCGGAGGUGGGGGAGGUACCUCCUUAAAUUCCACAGGGACAGUGGCCGUGUUUGGUACAAGUGCACAAUGCGGGCUAAGGGGAUUCAGACAACCAGGUUCCCAAGUAGGGAUCUGCCAACAUAUUUAAAAAUAUUUCUGAAAUGGAAUUUGAUUACACAUUGGCCUUUUCCUGCAAUGGCACAGGAGGUUUUC